UCCCGUCACCUCCCUGUAACCCAGAACAAAAGAACCCGUCAAUUCCAAGGUAACCGAGAAAGAAAGGCACCACUUCCUCCUCGCUAUGGAACCUAAUCCCCGGCUUGCUUCCUCUUUCUCGCCGAGAUCGUAGAGAGGAGAGACGAGGACUUGGGUUGGGCGGGAGGACCUUGAACCCCUCGCCGUAGAAUGCAUGGAUUCGGAAAUCAUAGAAUGCGUGUCGUCGAUCGACGCGAUGGACCAAGAGGAGACGUCCGUUCAACACCACCACUCCUCCAAGAUCCACGGCGUCGCUGCUCCUCUCGCCCCUAACACCAGCGUCCAUGAGCUGCUCGAGUGCCCUGUCUGCACAAACUCUAUGUACCCCCCAAUCCAUCAGUGUCAAAAUGGGCAUACACUGUGUUCGACAUGUAAAACAAGGGUGCACAACCGUUGCCCUACUUGUCGCCAAGAGCUUGGAGAUAUCAGGUGCUUGGCACUAGAAAAGGUGGCUGAGUCACUUGAGCUUCCAUGCAAGUACUACUCGCAUGGAUGCCCUGAAAUCUUCCCAUACUACAGCAAGCUGAAACAUGAAGCUCAAUGCAACUAUAGACCAUACAAUUGCCCAUAUGCAGGAUCUGAAUGCUCUGUUAUUGGGGAUAUCCCUUUUUUAAUUACACAUUUAAGAGACGAUCACAAAGUUGACAUGCACACGGGAUGCACGUUCAAUCAUCGAUAUGUUAAAUCUAAUCCGCGAGAAGUUGAAAAUGCCACAUGGAUGUUGACUGUGUUUCACUGUUUCGGGCAUUACUUCUGCUUGCACUUUGAGGCCUUCCAGCUCGGGAUGGCUCCUGUUUAUAUGGCGUUUCUGCGCUUCAUGGGGGACGAAAAUGAAGCCAGAAACUUCAGCUACAGCCUUGAGGUCGGGGGCAUUGGAAGGAAACUGAUAUGGGAAGGAACACCUCGAAGCAUUCGCGACAGUCACCGCAAGGUCCGUGACAGUCACGACGGGCUCAUCAUACAGAGAAACAUGGCACUCUUCUUCUCCGGAAGCGAUAGGAAAGAGCUGAAGCUGAGAGUGACCGGCAGGAUAUGGAAAGAGCAGCAGAACAAUGAGGCUGGUGUUUGCAUGCCGAAUCUCUUUACCUGAGGAUUUGCUCCAUUCGAUCUGAUUGUCGUGAGGUAGUAUGAAAUUCUAUGAUCUUGUUGUAUUUUUAACACUUGUAUUGGUGCACGAUCAGGACAUUAGUUCCAUAAUUUCAAGGGUCUGUUUGCUUA
Zingiber officinale is the source of this 1257-nucleotide messenger RNA. RefSeq names its product E3 ubiquitin-protein ligase SINAT3-like. The record is from RefSeq and is a predicted model, not a curated record. Gene Ontology annotation, cellular component: cytoplasm. Gene Ontology annotation, molecular function: ubiquitin protein ligase activity; zinc ion binding; protein binding. Gene Ontology annotation, biological process: multicellular organism development; ubiquitin-dependent protein catabolic process. The transcript is spliced from 3 exons. Bases 194 to 1129 code for a protein of 311 amino acids. NCBI's taxonomy places the organism in Eukaryota, Viridiplantae, Streptophyta, Magnoliopsida, Zingiberales, Zingiberaceae.